CUAUUGUGGUAAAAAAAAAAAAGAAGCAAACGAGGAAGAAGAAAAGGAUAACAGAGGAGGCGGCGCCGUUUUGAGCGAAGUUUGCUUGCAGCUGCGAACCCUGUUCCCCCAUUCUUCGAAGCCCUUCAGCGCCGUGGAAAACGAAAAGACACUCUCACUCCACUAUGUUCCGCAGAAUCUUCUCCCACCAUCGGGCACUCUCGGCGUGCACGCGCUCUCUCGGUACUCGCCACGCCCCCAAUGUCCCUUCCCGCUCCUUCCCAAUCACCGGAUCAAGGUCCAUUUCUUCCAAAACAUCCCAAUCCAACGAACACGGCAAAUCUAGCAAUAAGGCCAAAAAGGACAUAGCCAGUGUUGAGGAGGAUCCCUUUAAUGCUCCUACUUAUAACAUUCCGGAGAAGCCUGUGACCUUCGUGGAGGGAGCGUCCUACAGUGUUGUCAUUCUCGCUGGGCUUGGAAUCGCAGCUGCGGCCGGAUAUGCUGUUUUCAAGGAACUUAUUUUUCAACCCAAAGAGUACAAGAUCUAUAGCAAGGCUCUCAAAAGAAUUCAAGAUGACGGUCAGGUACGUGUGAGGAUUGGAUCUCCUAUUACUGGUUAUGGUCAGGAGAGUAGAAAUCGAGCUGCUCGCCAAAGAAUUCCUCACAGGGUAUGGACCGAUGAAGAAGGUGUUGAGCAUGUAGAGGUUAAUUUUUAUAUCCGGGGCCCCCAUGGACAUGGAAAAGUAUUCUCUGAGAUGUUCAAAGGUCCAGCUGACAAUGAAUGGCAGUUUACUUACUUGAUUGUUGAGAUUAGAGCACCUUCUACAGCACAACUAAUUCUGGAGUCAUACAUUCCAUCUUACAAUGCAACCAAGUAGCUUAGUUGAGAAAAGGUUGUUUAUUAUUUGGUCCAUUACUGGAGGCAGCAAUUUUCAGCUAUCAGCAUUGACCACCAUAGCCAGUCCAUGUUUCAUAAGAGGAAUGAACGAAAGUUGAAAGAAGGAAAAAAAAAAAAUUAAAGAAAGCCAAUAAUGUGAGAAACUGAAUCCCAAGGUCUCGGGUUCGGUAUUUUUGUUUUUCCAUUUAGAACCUGCAGAUUUGAGGAAAAGUUUUGGGCAAGGAUCUUAGUAACGAUGACCAUAGCAAUUACUUUGUCCUUGACAGCUAUCGAGCGUUACAUCUACCAAUUUAUUGUUAUUGCUUACAAUUCCCACAUGGCUUGGUCUGUGUAUUACAUUGAGUUGCUUGUUGUAGACUGCAAAAUUUUUAAGGACGAAUAUCUAAGGGGAUUGUAGCCAAAAAUGAAAAUUGAUAUGGAUCA
This is a messenger RNA of Vigna angularis (adzuki bean), 1300 nucleotides long. RefSeq names its product probable mitochondrial import inner membrane translocase subunit TIM21. Gene Ontology annotation, biological process: protein import into mitochondrial matrix. NCBI's taxonomy places the organism in Eukaryota, Viridiplantae, Streptophyta, Magnoliopsida, Fabales, Fabaceae. Gene Ontology annotation, cellular component: TIM23 mitochondrial import inner membrane translocase complex. The transcript is spliced from 6 exons. Bases 165 to 857 code for a protein of 230 amino acids. The record is from RefSeq and is a predicted model, not a curated record.